Molecule: messenger RNA, 1574 nt
Organism: Fusarium redolens
Lineage: Eukaryota; Fungi; Ascomycota; Sordariomycetes; Hypocreales; Nectriaceae
Exons: 1
Coding region: 115-1386 (423 amino acids)
Source: RefSeq, a predicted model, not a curated record
ACUCAACCUCUCACUCACAUCAAAUUUUUAUACCCUCCUCUCCUCUUCUCACUCAUUUUAUUCUUCUUCUUCUUCUCCCUAGAUUUCCUUGUUUCAUUACAGCACACUGUCAAAAUGGCACUCAAUCGAGUUGCUCCCGAGAUUCUCCUCGAAAUUUCUAACUAUGUCGAUCAUGAAGAUCUGCGAAAACUUUGCGCAGUAUCUCAUCGACUGAUGUCAACUUUUCAACGUCAAAUCUACUCAACCAUUGAAUUAAACGAAACUUCACGAUCUGGAAGUGCAUUGUUGGCUCUGGCAUCUGGGCCUCGAAGGGACAUUGUUCGCGAAAUCCGAUACAAACCCCAUCAUCCUUGGCCAGCUCGAGACAGGAGGCACAAGCCUGAGAUCAAGCUCAGUGAUGAGACUCGAGCAGCACUACAAUCUCUCACUUCGUUUCCGUCCUUGGACAAGUUUCAAUUCGACCUAAGUCACUGGGAGCUAUCGCAAUGGGCUCUAUCACCCCAGUGUUUGAACCGUUGGGAAUUUCAUCGAUGGCACGGAAAACACGAUACAGAGCCUUGGAGGGUUCUUAUCGAAGGGAGUCUACUAGCCUUGAGCAAAAGCGCCGGCUCCUUUUCUCGACUUGAGAUCGAUAGUCUUCCGCCAACUGGGCGAGAAACAUAUCGUGCAUGUGAGUCAGAAACGUGGAAAGGUCUUCUUAAACACCUGACAUCGUUUGAGAUGACACUUGCCGGUGUGGGAUACAUGGGAGAUGGCGGGAGUUACAAAUAUGGGAAGAUGACUACAGCGCAUCAGGGGUUCAUAACUCUCUUUCCGGAGAUGUUUCUGGAGAAUCUGCACAAUGUUCUGGUCUUGCGACUCACUGGGAAGAUGAAUGCAGUCAUUGGCAAUGAGCAACUCGUGGAACCGAUAGACUGGGCAUCUCUGUCUAUCAAUCUACCAUAUUUAACAACAUUCGAAUUGGAUUACUCUCAGAUCUCACAUCAGCUCGUUGGUUUUCUUUCCAACCAUACAGGGACGCUUGAGAAGAUCAGCCUCCGGAACUGCAUAGCCCCAGCCAAGCAAGUCUGGAUCAACAUCAUCAACCUCUUCCUCGACAGACAGCCCAAACAACUAGUUGAAUUUACGACCACGACGCGCCCAGUGCAUAAACGAAUUGGAGACCCCUUUGCUGAUCAUUCAGACGGAUCGGAUGUCAAAAUGAGGAGGUUCGUGGUUGGGCUGGCGAAUCACGAUAUCAUACCUAUAGAGGAGUGGGCCGCAGUGGGUGAUCACGAUCCAGAACUUGACGAGUCUGAUGUUUUUAAGUUGUGGGAUCAACUUGAGGAGAUGUUAGAUCGGAAUAGGUGUCAUACCCGAGCUGUUUUACAGGAGGCUAGCCGUUAGUGUGGAGAUGAGCAAACAAUCAUGAAGCCAUCACGAGCGGGACGCAUUGGCCCCAUGGUCCCAUUAUCUUGUUACGGUAGUAAUUAUGUCCAAACUGCAUGCAUGAGUUACUUUAGCCUUAAGUAUUCUAUAAGCUUCUAGUGUAUACUUCUAAUUAUAGUCAUAUCAUAUCAUUAUAAACACGAACC